ACAAGAUUAAUGUGAAUGAAAUAUUUAGGACUGUAUUACAAUGGACACAGAACCAUCAGAACUCAAAACAGAGAAGAGUAAAUGUACUUCAGAGUCUGGUAAUACUGAGGAAAUAAAUAAUGGAGCCUUGAACGCACCUGAGGUUAUGUCUAAGAGCCAGAUGAAGAAGAUGGUUAAACAGAAGCAAUGGGAAGAUCAAAGAGAGUUUAGAAAGCAGAAGAGAAAAGAGAAGAGGCAGAAAAGGAAACUUGAACGGCAGGCUCAGCUAGGACAAAAUGUGGAUGGCAGUACUUGUAAAAGAGUGCGCAGGGAGGUCCAACCCAGCACAUUGCGUCUCAUUGUAGACUGCAGCUUUGAUCACUUAAUGUUAUUGCGGGAUGUGAAGAAGUUAAACAAGCAAAUCAGAAGGUGUUAUUCCGAAAAUCGCAGAGCAACACACCCUGUCCAAUUUUAUUUAACCAGCCAUGGUGGACAAUUGAAAAGCAACAUGGAGGAAUAUGACAAAGGUUGGAUCAACUGGAAGGAUAUACACAUCUGUUCAGAGCAUUACAAAGAUCUCAUGAAGUCUGAAGACCUGGUAUACCUAACAUCUGAUUCCCCUGAAGUACUCCAUGAGCUAGAUGAGACCAAAGCUUACAUCAUUGGUGGCCUUGUAGAUCACAAUCACCACAAGGGCAUUACUUACAAGCAAGCUCUGGAUUUCGGUAUCCGUCAUGCUCAACUUCCUCUUGGGAAUUUUGUGAAGAUGAAUAGUCGCAAAGUCUUAGCUGUAAAUCAUGUAUUUGAAAUCAUACUUGCUUAUCUGGAGAAAAAAGAUUGGAAGGACGCCUUCUUCAGUGUUCUACCUCCGCGUAAAGGAGCAGUGCCUAUUGAUGAGACUGGUGAGGCGCCAACAGACGUUUCCCUUACUCAGGAUGAUGGAAAUCACUUAGAUAGUGACUCUGAUUCUGAAGAUGAGGAAGAACCUAUUAAUAAAGAGGAGCAUAACAAUGACACGUGACAUCCUGUGGAUACUAUCAUAUGUGUACAUAUUGUGUUUUCAUUUCAAGAAGAAUAUUUUUUUCAGCUCCCCUGCCAAGCAAUAUUGGUUAAAAUAAUUAUAUAUUUUAAAUAAAAAAGACAGAAUCUUGUUUGUGUUUGUAGAACUGUUUUUAAGUUCUUAUUGGAGGAAUUCAUACUGAAAAUAUUUCAAAAUGUUCCUUUGGUUUUAAAGACUCCUUUAUGGGCAUUUAAUAAAACAAAAAGGUGGCA
Nanorana parkeri is the source of this 1251-nucleotide messenger RNA. It is a transcript of the gene TRMT10A, whose product is annotated as tRNA methyltransferase 10A. Gene Ontology annotation, biological process: tRNA N1-guanine methylation. Lineage: Eukaryota; Metazoa; Chordata; Amphibia; Anura; Dicroglossidae. The coding region runs from base 41 to 1000 and encodes 319 amino acids. The record is from RefSeq and is a predicted model, not a curated record. The transcript is spliced from 7 exons. Gene Ontology annotation, cellular component: nucleoplasm; cytosol; nucleus. Gene Ontology annotation, molecular function: tRNA binding.